Messenger RNA from Carassius auratus (goldfish), 3283 nucleotides. RefSeq names its product homeobox protein Meis2. The record is from RefSeq and is a predicted model, not a curated record. Bases 604 to 1839 code for a protein of 411 amino acids. The transcript is spliced from 13 exons. Lineage: Eukaryota; Metazoa; Chordata; Actinopteri; Cypriniformes; Cyprinidae. Gene Ontology annotation, biological process: regulation of DNA-templated transcription. Gene Ontology annotation, molecular function: DNA binding.
GCGAGCGAGCGGCCGACCUGCCAACACUCACUGACACUCACUCAUCUCAUCUCAGACCGCGCCGGAGACCGACGCGCUUUCCACAGACUCUCCGAGUGUCCUUUUUCUUUCCUUUUUUUUUUUCUUUUUUUUUUUUUUUUAAUGUAGUAAUAAAACAAGAAAGCGGACCGGAGGCAUAAAGGAGAGAGGGACUUGUGGGAUGAAAACGGGGCUAAAAAGAUUCAUCUUCUCUUGAACAUCAUCACCAACCAUCAUUCAUUCAUUACCUUGACAACCUUGGGCUUUGAUUGACAGCUGGAGUGGCAAAAAGCCAUGAGACGCGACAGUUUGGUUGCACGCAGGUUGUUGAUGGGCCGGCUGUAACCUUCAGUUUGGGGCUCGACUUUUUUUCUCUUUCUUUUCUGGGGGGGGCAAAGAGGAAAAGAAGAAUAAUUGGAAAACUCUUCCUGAUGCCUGCGCUCGUUCUCAGCCGUAGUACUGGAGAAUAGGAGGAAUUCGCCAAGUUUGCUCGAAAAGGGGAUCUUUUGCAGCGCGUGAGUUUGUGAGCGGACUGGGAGAUUCAAUCUACGACACAGAGCCCGAGGUUUAUUGGAGCGCAGGCUGAUGGCGCAAAGGUACGAUGAGUUGGCUCAUUACGGCGGCAUGGACGGGGUCGGUAUGUACGGGGAUCCUCACGCGCCUCGGCCGCUGCCGCAGGUCCAUCAUCUGAACCACGGACCGCCGCUCCACGCCAGCCAGCACUACGGCACACAUGCCCCCCAUCCCAAUGUCAUGCCCACCAGCAUGGGCUCGGCUGUCAACGACGUGUUAAAGAGGGAUAAAGAUCAAAUUUACGGUCAUCCUCUGUUUCCUCUGCUGGCUCUGGUCUUUGAGAAGUGUGAGCUGGCCACAUGCACUCCUCGCGAGCCCGGGGUCGCUGGGGGAGAUGUGUGCUCCUCAGACUCCUUCAACGAGGACAUCGCUGUCUUCGCCAAACAGGUCCGCGCAGAAAAACCUUUAUUUUCUUCGAAUCCAGAAUUGGAUAAUUUGAUGAUACAAGCCAUACAAGUAUUACGGUUUCAUCUUUUGGAGCUAGAAAAGGUGCACGAACUCUGCGAUAAUUUCUGCCAUCGGUACAUCAGCUGUUUGAAAGGAAAAAUGCCCAUAGAUUUAGUGAUUGAUGAACGGGAUGGCAGCUCAAAAUCAGACCACGAGGACAUCUCGGGAUCUUCCACGAACUUAGCCGAUCAUAUGGGGAAAAUGGACGGAUGGUUCCGCUCUGACCGUCUCCAGAACCCAGCGUCCUGGAGAGAUCACGAUGAUGCCACAUCCACACACUCGGCCGGCACGCCAGGACCUUCCAGCGGAGGACACGCGUCACAGAGCGGAGACAACAGCAGCGAGCAAGGAGAUGGGUUAGACAACAGCGUGGCUUCACCUGGCACGGGCGAUGAUGACGAUCCAGACAAGGACAAAAAGCGACAGAAAAAACGGGGCAUCUUCCCUAAAGUCGCCACGAAUAUCAUGCGGGCAUGGCUCUUCCAGCAUCUCACACACCCGUAUCCUUCAGAAGAACAGAAGAAGCAGCUUGCUCAAGACACGGGACUCACCAUCUUACAAGUAAACAACUGGUUCAUUAAUGCCAGAAGAAGAAUAGUGCAGCCCAUGAUUGACCAGUCAAAUCGAGCAGGUUUUCUUCUUGAUCCUUCAGUGAGCCAGGGAGCGGCGUACAGUCCGGAGGGGCAGCCCAUGGGCAGCUUCGUGCUGGACGGACAGCAACACAUGGGCAUCCGGCCGGCAGGUCCUAUGAGUGGCAUGGGCAUGAAUAUGGGCAUGGACGGCCAGUGGCACUACAUGUAACGGCUGUACAGUAAAGAAAAGGGGGAAGUGAAUCGAGGCGCGCCGGGGAGUUCGUACCUCAGUGUGGUCCUGUGGGCAUCACCUCCUCCACCAGAAGCCCCUCGUCAUCUCCUCAUCAGCCUCGACCCGUGUGGCCAUGCUAAUGCACAGACCCCCUCCUCGACCUCGACUCCUCUGACCCCGGACCACAGCACUGCUGGACCGGCCAAUGACCGAAGGGAACCAACCAAUACUGGACAAUGACCCCACGAAAGAUUUGUGAAGGAAAAGAGAAAGUGCUGAAGCAUCCGACAGCAGAAUUACAAGCUUCUCACGGAAUUCCAGACGAGCUGUGAUCGUUUUUUAUCUUGUGAACUUUUGUUACUUUUGUUGCUGGAGGACCAAGAGCUGACAGAAACACUUUGUAAAGUUUUGGGUGUCUGUUCAAAUCAACUGAGGAUGUUUCCGCUUAUUAAACACACACACACACACACACACACACACACACACACACACACUCCAUAAAAAAAAAAAAAAGAUAUUAAAAAAAGACAAAAGAGACUCCAAGAGUUCAAACUACUGUAGAAUAAAAGCAUAGAAACUAAAUUAAAUCUUGUACAUUUGUAUCCUCUCUCAGUUUAUGUUUCAUGAGCUAGUCCUAGAGUAAAUCGUUGCCCUGUUUUUCACACUGUGUGUGCUGAUCCCGAGCAGAGGAGAGGAACGCACCACGAUGAUUCCUCCUCCAUCAGAGGUUCUGCCGACUGGAGCCUGCUCUCCUCCUGCUCUUUUCCCUCAUGCAUUUCCCCUUUCUGGUCCAUGAAUGAAUGUUGCCCUGUAGGUGAAGUUCUUCGUUUGAAUUGCCCAAGCACUGGAUUGUGUUGCUUUUAUACGUUUUUAUUUGAUUAUUAUUGUUAAUAUUAUUAUUAUUAUUAAUUUUGUAUCUGGGACUCUCAGAGUAAGAGCCUUAUGAAGGACGUGUAUCCUCGAGAAAGCCGCCCCCCGCAGCAGUGGGAUCAAUCUAUAUCCGCCGGAAGGACGACAGAGACGCACGCGCUUCUGCACAUACAGUACUCCAGAGACGCGACCGACGCGGAGGAAAACUUUAAAAGGAUGACAAAAAAAAGAACUUAAAUUAUGAACUCAAAGCUCGGUGAGAAGCUGAGAGAAUAUUGUAAGAAACUUCGUUCAGAGUUCAGUCUAUUAAUUGUUUCAUGUUAGAUAUUCUAUGUGUUUACCUCAACUGAAGACGAAUGUUUUUGCUAGUUUCAGAUCUGCUGUGGCAUUGAUAUUGUUAUGUCCAUGAUUCCCCUUCCUUUAUCAGCACGUGCUCCACUAGAAGAUGAAAACUGUCUCCCUCGAGUUUUGUCACAAAUACAUUCAGUACUUGUAUGAGGACUGUGGCGUGAUGUUUCAAAGGUGUUCAGUCACAAAUGCUGUAAUAAAUAUUUCAUUUUUGAUUUUGGUA